Cornus florida is the source of this 1196-nucleotide messenger RNA. Its product is annotated as cyclic pyranopterin monophosphate synthase, mitochondrial. Bases 226 to 912 code for a protein of 228 amino acids. Gene Ontology annotation, biological process: Mo-molybdopterin cofactor biosynthetic process. The transcript has 4 exons. NCBI's taxonomy places the organism in Eukaryota, Viridiplantae, Streptophyta, Magnoliopsida, Cornales, Cornaceae. The record is from RefSeq and is a predicted model, not a curated record.
AUUUUAUUGAUUUAUUUGACAAAAGUGCCCGUGUCUUAAACAUUGGAAAUUUGGAAGCGGAAGAUGCCACCAGUACUUGUUAGUCUUUCUGUUGGCAGAAAACGAGCCCAAAGCGCGAGCGAAAGACGUUUCACUGACAACAACCUCAGCUAAGCGGCUGAGCAAUUCCCAGACAUUAACGUGAGACCUAAAUCCUUUUCAAAGACGACCCGAGCUCUGACCAUCAUGUUUCUUCGCCGACUUCUACCUCUAUCAAGAAGGCUCUUCAGCAGUAACAGUUCUAAUGAUCCUGCGAGCAUCAUUGCAGAGCUCAAUAAGGAAAUGGAAUCUGUGUUUGGUGAACCUCCUUCCAGUACUCAUCCCAAUUCUAUUGACAACAAUGUAAUGGCUGCUCAAGAUUCCCAGUCUGUAUCUCCAAAAAUAGUGGAAAAUGACUAUGGCUUGACCCACGUUGGCAGCAAGGGUGAAGCCCAAAUGGUAGAUGUCUCUCCCAAAGAAAACACCAAGAGAGUUGCUGUUGCUACUUGCAAAGUUAUUCUGGGCAGGAAGGUGUUUGACUUGGUAUCAGCCAACCAAAUGGCCAAGGGUAAUGUCCUUAGUGUGGCGAAAAUUGCAGGAAUAAACGGGGCAAAGCAGACAAGCAACCUUAUCCCACUAUGCCACAACAUCAAAUUGACUCAUGUUCGCGUUGAUCUUUCAUUGAAUCGUAAUGAUUGUAGUGUUGAAAUAGAAGGGGAAGCUGCUUCUACAGGGAAAACUGGGGUGGAAAUGGAAGCAAUGACAGCAGUGUCUGUUGCUGGCCUAACAGUAUAUGAUAUGUGCAAGGCUGCUUCCAAGGAUAUCCAGAUUACAGAUGUACGGCUUGAACACAAGAGUGGUGGGAAGAGUGGAGACUGGUCCAGGGAGGAAUGAUGAUUUCCUUGAAAACUAAGAUGAAACAAAAACUUGGAUAUAUCAUUUUCCUUGAGAUGGGUCAAGAAGAAGAGACAUUGUCCGAGAGGUACGGUCGGGAGAGGGGUUGGGCUACGGAUUAAUGUACAUGUAGGAAAGGAGGUUUCUUUUCUUCUCAAGAAUUAACCUUUAAUUUUGGUUGUCCCACAGCUGGAAAUGAUUGGGUAUAUUUCUGAUUGCUUUCUUUAUGAUGUGUGUGAUGCAACAUUGUGUCUAAUGCUUGCAGUUGAACUCUCUUUUUUUUA